Porites lobata is the source of this 2805-nucleotide messenger RNA. The record is from the annotation of a GenBank genome assembly. NCBI's taxonomy places the organism in Eukaryota, Metazoa, Cnidaria, Anthozoa, Scleractinia, Poritidae.
AUGGCGGCCAAGGGACCGGAGUGUUCAAUCUGUCUUGAAGGUUACAAUGACCAAAGCAAAUGUCCUCGGAUACUGCCUUGUGGACACAGCUUUUGCCAGAUUUGCCUGGAGAGACUACUCCGUCGUAACAGCAUUCAUUGUCCCACAUGCAGAAAGACAGUCGGAGUUCCUACCGGUGUCGCGGGAAUGCCAAGGAAUUUUGCAUUAUUGGAAAUAGUGAACGAAACACCCAAUGAACAUGCUGGAAAUAUAGGACAUCCACUAGGCUCGUACGAAUGUGAAGCUUGUGAUGAGAAGCACCCUUCUACUUUCUGUUGCCUUGACUGCAGAGAAAACAUGUGCAAAACUGCAGCUCAGUUUCACACUCGCAACAAGGCAAGUCGUGACCAUCGGGUUUUUUCGCUCGAGGAGCUGAAAGCAAACCCUCGGUUGACUUCCGUAUCUGUUCUCUGUCCAGAACAUAACGAUCAAUUCCGUUUUUUUGACGAAAAUUGUGGCCGUGUUAUUUGUAGAGACUGUUACGCCCUUAAUCAUAGCAGGCACAAGAGUUUAGCACUGGAUGAAGCUGCUUCAAAGUACCGACAGGAAAUGGAGGAGCUUGUCACCAAGGCCAGCACUCAAGUCGAAAAGAUCAAAGUUGCUGAAGCUCAAGUGAUGAAAGAAGUUGUUUUCAUGGAGAAAGCUUACAAAGAACGGCAUGCUGAAAUAAAAGGCUUUUUUAAAGAAGUAAGGCAUCUCUUUUAUCAUUAUAUCGAAAGAUCGAGAAGGAAGCGAAACAUUAAUCAAUUUUUAAUUACUUACGAAUUUCGUUUAGCAUUUUUGUUUUAUGCAGGCAGUUACAUAAAGAAACAAAACUUUAUGUUCUGAACGUGGCUUGCAAAAACCAGUGAUUUGUUAAUACUUAAUGAUAAUAAGAAUAAUAACGAUAAUGAUAUUUAUUAACUUAUAUAACGCUAAUAUUUAUAUACAUAGUCUUUAACGCUUAAAAUAUCAGGGAAAAAUUUGUGUUGGUAUUAAAAAUAUUUAUAGGUUAUCAGUGAGAUAAAAAAUAUCAAAAACAAUAAAAUAUCUUAAAACGCUUCCUUAAAUAAAUAAGUCUUACUGAAGUGCCUUCUUAAAGAAUUAACCAAGUAAAAUAACACAUGCCAAAGCUUAGCUCAUGUUAGGUUUCGGGGUGCCGCUACGGCACAAGAACGAUCGGCAGUCAACCGCUCGGCUCGCUUCUCUCGUCGAAGUCUUUUGCUGUUUCUCCCCACUAAUACUACGUAUAUUGUAUAAAUGAUAAAAAAGCUGCACUAACAUGAUUAUUGAAAUCAUUGAACGUAUUUCAGUAAACGCACUUCGUAGCUAGCCUCCCACGCAGAAGUUACGCGCGUGACGAAGUCCUAAGCAGCUCGGCUAUUAAAGAACGUCUACCACGUACGCUUAUGAUCAGGUACUGAGUGCAGACAUCUCCUAUUUCCUAAUACUUCCGGCUUGCACGCAGGUUCGCAUUACCUCAGGACGCGGACGUAUCCACAGUUUUUUUCAUCUAGGUUGUUUGUUUGGAAUAGGUCUGCGGAUAUUACACAUGCAGUGUGUCUUUUCUUUUGUAUGUUUAUAGCUUCAUUCUGCGUUAAAUAACCGCGAGGAAGUUCUGAUUGCUAGGUUGGUCGGUCUAUAUCAUCACAAGGUAUCCAUUCUCAUGGGCCAGCGAGACCGUUUGCAACAAAACCAAACAUGUUUAGAGAAUGCACUUCAACGAGCAAAGACCUCCAUCCAAUCUCCUAGCGAUGUUGAAUUCCUUCUCAGCAGGCAGGCUAUAGUGUCUCCACUCGAAACCAAAGAAAGCUACUCUAUGGUGCUUGAGCCAGAGGCCCAGUUUUUGCCGGAGUUCACUAAGCCGGACAACAGUAAGGAGGAAAAGAAAAGCAGAAAGGUAAGAAUGAUUCGGAUUUAUCAGAUCUAGAAGCAUCGGUCCAUUUUCACCUGAAUUUUCUACAAUUAAAUGUAGUUUUAAUGUUCAAAUUACAAUAAAAACUGAGUUAUUUCUCUUACUCCUGCUCCGGAAAUGGACUCAAACUCCUGACAAGUCGAACUUUUUUCGAUCUCCCUCGAAGGUUCGUGUUAUUGGGAGUCUACCGUAGUACACACACACGUCACUGCUUAUUCUCUCACUUCACAAAUAUAUUUCUUUACGAACUUAUCCAAUAGUUGUCUUAAAUGUGGUUGUCACAAAUCAGUCAGUUAUGUUAAGUAAAACUGCUAAGAAAGCGAAAGAGGAAAGCGAAGGAAAUCGAGUGUUAUUAAAUGAGUUUUUCAAAAUUCUGAAAAUUAAAGUUGUAAAGAAUGUAAAAUAGGCAAACUCACUGCAACGAUUUCUCUCAGUCUAGUUCCAUGCGUCACGGUGGUUCCAACAAGAGUAUAGAGGUGCUUAUUCAGAGCGCAGGCGACAUCAGUGACGUAUCAACCUGUGCAGCAAGGACUACUGCAACUGGCCUGGGAACAAACACUGCAGACCCUGGAAUGAAGGCGACAUUCACUAUUAUUUCUUACGACAGCCAAAAUUGCCAACGCAAGCUAGGCGGCGACGUUUAUGAGGUGAAACUGAAGUCAGAUGUGCGAGGAGACGAAAUAAAGGUAGAUUUGAACGACCAAAAGGAUGGAACUUACUUGGCAGAAUAUACUAUCCCCCUCGACAGGUGGUAUGGUAGUUUGACAUUGUCCGUGUGCUUGCGAGGUGCACACAUUAGAGGCAGCCCUUUUGCUAUAAAUGCUAAGAUAUCCACAAAAACGGCUAAAAAGGUCGUUAGUCGUUCCUUUUGA